Messenger RNA from Carassius auratus (goldfish), 3165 nucleotides. Its product is annotated as vasoactive intestinal polypeptide receptor 2-like. The coding region runs from base 95 to 1450 and encodes 451 amino acids. Gene Ontology annotation, cellular component: plasma membrane. Gene Ontology annotation, molecular function: G protein-coupled peptide receptor activity; peptide hormone binding; vasoactive intestinal polypeptide receptor activity. Gene Ontology annotation, biological process: cell surface receptor signaling pathway; adenylate cyclase-modulating G protein-coupled receptor signaling pathway. The transcript has 13 exons. The record is from RefSeq and is a predicted model, not a curated record. Lineage: Eukaryota; Metazoa; Chordata; Actinopteri; Cypriniformes; Cyprinidae.
UCUUCUGUCUUGAAGGAUGACUUCCCGCCCUUUAUGCUGACGGCUGCUCGGAACUUGCGCUAAAGAGAGAUAUUAUUAAUGAAAUCAGCAAGAAAUGAAGAUGAACCUUGUGAAUUGUUUGGCUCUUCUCUUAGUUUGGCACGCGCACGCGGUCAACGCGAGACAUGCAAACUGUCACUUUCUGUAUGAGCUGCAGAUGGCUGAGAAGGAAUGUUUGGACAUGCUGGCAGACGAGCUGCCUCCGCACACUCAAGGUUGCAGGGGGAUAUGGGACAAUUUUUCUUGCUGGCACCAUGCUGACAUUGGAGAGGUGGUCGACAACACCUGCCCCGUUGCACUUAAAAAUUUGUUCACCAGAGAUGGCAUCAUUAAGAGGAACUGCACUAUGGAAGGCUGGUCCGACGUGUAUCCCAGCAUCCACAACGUUUGCUUUGAGCCCCAAACGAAUGAAGAAAAGCUUGUUUUCUACACGGUGAUGAAGGCCGUUUACACACUCGGACACAGCCUCUCUCUCAUUGCACUCAUCACUGGCAGCACCAUCCUCUGUCUGUUCAGAAAACUCCACUGCACCAGGAACUACAUCCAUCUGAACCUGUUCUUCUCGUUCAUACUGAGGGCCAUCGCUGUGCUGGUCAAAGAUGCCAUUCUGUUUUCCCACGGGAAUGUAGAAUGUUCAAAGCACCCAUCACUGGUGAAUGAAUCCAUCCAUCCAGAAUAUCUGCAGAUUGGUUGCAAGGCCAGCCUGAUCAUCUUCCACUACUUCAUCAUAGCAAACUUCUACUGGUUGCUGGUGGAAGGGCUCUAUCUACAUACUCUACUGAUGGUCAUCUUCUCUGAGAACAGACACUUCAUCAUUUACCUCCUCAUUGGCUGGGGAUUCCCCACCGUGUUUAUGAUUCCGUGGAUUGUGUGUAGGAUUUACCUCGAUGACACGGGAUGCUGGGAGAGGAAUGAUGCCCCGAUUCCCUGGCGGGUGAUUAACUGGCCAAUUAUGGCAUCUGUCAUUUUGAACUUUAUUCUGUUCAUCAGCAUCAUUCGAAUCCUGGUCCAGAAACUGAGGUGUCCUGAUGUUGGUGGAAACGAUCAGUCGCAGUACAGGAGGUUGGCCAAGUCCACACUUCUCUUGAUCCCUCUGUUUGGCAUCAAUUAUGUUGUUUUCGUUUACAUCAUAGAAGAAAAUGAAGAGAUGAAUAACUAUAAAAUAUUCUUUGACCUUGGUCUGGGAUCUUUUCAGGGCUUGGUGGUUGCGAUUUUGUACUGUUUUUUGAAUAGUGAGGUCAAGAGCGAACUCAAGAGGAAGUGGCGGAGUUUGCGUUUAAAGCGUUACAUUGGUCGCGACUACCGUCUGCACAGUUCAUCCACAUCCCGGAACGGCACGGAAAACAUGGGCCGAUUCCAUCGGAACUCCAGAGCCCAGUCUUUCCUACAGACUGAGACCACUGUAGUGUGAGACAUCUAGAAGCGGCGCUAUAUGAAUCACUCUCUUACUUCACUGCCCCUCAGCUAACAACUCAGUAUUUUUCAAAAGCUUUACACUGAAGAGGACAAGGCUUUCUGAAGCAUGAGAUUGACAUGUAGGAGACACGAUGAGGACUCAGCAUCUCUGAGGCACAGUGCUGUAUUUCAGUAUACGAUGCGAAAUCUCGUUUCAUAGCAAAUUUUGCUCUUAACCACCAAAAUAACACAUUAAACCAAACAUCUGUGAGUGGGAUAGUAUUGGUGGCAUUAAAAACUGCAAUUCUGUUUAUUUUAUUGAAUGCAGAUUACAUAUAUAGCUUUUUGAAAACUCUUUCAUUGCAUUAGGGUCAGAUUAUAUAAUAGUGUUAUGUAAAUGCUACUUAAGGCCCACAGCAAUUUUCUUAGAUGUUUAUGGAGACGCAGCACCAUGCUAUCAACACAUGAAAACUUACUAAGAAAAUGUCUUGGAUGAAUGCAAGAAGUGGGUCACCUCUAUGCCAAACUCAAACGUGAGGUUUUAUAAAGAGGACAUUACAGCCGGAGGUGUCCACGUUAGCCCUGGACUCAUUUCAGGAGAAUGUGUCUUAUUUCCAAUACAUGCAGAAACUGAAAAGUCAGUCGUACACUCAAAAGAAAAGUGGUGAUUGUAAGAAAAAGCAAAAAUUCAUUUUGUCAUUAUUCGACCACUUGGGAUUUUUUUCUUCAUUAUUUUAUUCCUUGAAGAAAAGCCACAGUAUGAAAAAGCGCUAACUGAGAUACAAGAUUAUAAUUUUUUCCAAGAUAUGUAUAUUGUAGCAUGUGAAUGUAUUUGUUAUAUGAGGAGAUUCAGUAUAGUCUUAUGAAUACAAAUAUGUGGCAUAAAUAUUUAGUUUGCCCACAAAGAAGAUGUGUGAUUAAACCAAACCACGACUCACUGUUAUUACUCUGCAAACUUUUUUAUUUCAUAUCUCACUAAUCAGUAAUUUCAAUAGAUAGUGUUGAUGGCGUUUUUGAUUAUUUUUGCUUUUGUGUUGCUCUGUCUCACAUUGUCAGGGGGUUGGGGAAUUGUACACUGCAAUGAAUCCUGCUGUCUGUGCUCUUUUAAUUUAACUGAAAAACAGAUAAUAAAUUAAUUUAGGUCAAGUGAACUGACAAAACAGCGAGAGUGAGGGUGUAUGAAAGUGACAUUUCAGUGUGAGCUGUGGUCUAUGAACAGAUUCUGGGAACUGCGGUCCAGAGAUUCACAAUGGGUUGGAGAGAAGAUCGGAUCUCUUACAGCCAGGCCUGAAGAGCGAGAGCUCCCUGGGACACCACGUGCAAGGUUGUGUUCAUUUAAAGUGACACAGAUGCCAUGGGCAGGGGCAUUCAGCAUCAUUAUCAGACCGUCAAAUGGAAAAGAAAAGAUGGAGCUUUAAUUAGAGCUGGCAGAAAGGAAUUGUGGGUUGUUUGAAUUAAGUAAUGAAGGAGGAUGACAGUAUGCGUUCAUUUUGAAAGAGCUGAAGGUUUUGAAGAAUCUGGUGUGUUUGGCAGAUGCAUUUAUGAUGUAAAAAAUGUUCAAACAGAGGCCAUAAUGUUGUGCACUUCUUGUUUAUUAUAUUUAACCAUCUGCAAUGUUUAAUUGGAAAAUUGAUUGUUCUCGUUUUUUUGCAGUUACAUUUUUGCUGAAUGUUUCUAAACUGUAUUGAGAUUUUUCAUUAAAUGUGAAAGUCGUUUUUAAAUUGUGUUUAG